Ornithodoros turicata is the source of this 1385-nucleotide messenger RNA. RefSeq lists its product as uncharacterized. Lineage: Eukaryota; Metazoa; Arthropoda; Arachnida; Ixodida; Argasidae. Bases 48 to 1166 code for a protein of 372 amino acids. The transcript has 3 exons. The record is from RefSeq and is a predicted model, not a curated record.
AAGUCUUCAUUCUUGCGGGAGAACAGUUCCGAUCCAAACGGGGCGGUAUGUCAACCUCGUGGCACCACGCAGUCGCCUGCGUCCUCUUCUUCUGUUCCUUGGGCUUAAGUAACCUUGGAUCCGUCAGUGGGCAGCAGGGAAUUGUUUCGGAUGAGGACGAUGAGGAUCCAUUUGGACACAGAGGCGUUGAUUCGCAAUUCAGGAUGCCAGACGUAGCUGGAAGGGCGCAACGAGUGCAAAGAAAUCGGAAGACUUUCGGAGGAAAGCCGUACGAAGUACAAUCGCACAACUACGGACAUCACGUUUCAGAACACCAUCAUAAAUCCGUUUCAAUUCACCACGAAAGGCGGCAAAACGUCCACGUCUUCUCCCAAGGAACAAGGUCAAAGAACAUAUUGCCACCCGGACAGGCGUUAGACGCUUGGCAAUCGCAGCCAGCCGAAGGCGGUCUGCAAACACGGCGAGUUCAAAACAGUUGGAAAACACAUCAAAUGAAAGGCGACAGACAUGUUGAAAUGGUCAAAGACAUUUGGCAACCACAACGAUUCAGGGUCGAUGGCCAGCAAAGAGUCGACGGGGGCUCGAAGCCGCGGUCUGUCAAGCGUGGACGGCAAGAAAAAGGAAAGAAAGGCCGCCCACGAAAAGCGAAGGGCAACAGUCAGCAACAGACAGUCCAAGCAGACUCAAAACACUGGCCCGUCAAGGGUGAAAAGGGAAAUUUCAAAGGCAUCAGGCCACCACGGCAAAUCAAACGCGGAGGGCAGCAACAAAGAAUAAGAGACGUAAGGCUGCCAUGGCAAUUAGACGGUAGCGGGCAACAAAAGAACAGAAUGCGCAAUCCAAAACAGGACGUCGGGCAAGGCGAAGCUUCGGUCAAGGGAGGGGUCAAGGGAGGAGGACAACAACGCAAAGGAGGACAACGUCUACGGCCAGGCAGGUUUGGAGGACAGAAAGGACCAGUGAAGGGUGGCUGGAAGCAAGGCAAGGUCCCACAGAAGGUCAAGGGACUCCUUCAACAGAGAACACUCCAAAUGCGGCACGUCAAGGUGGACCGGCAGCAUCGCACAUUCAAAGGUGACUGGCAAGAACGGACAUCUAGUGGAGGUUUUGCACCACUGCAGCUCAACAGCGAAGGGGGACAGCGGCAACUGAGCGUUUACCAAUAGCUUGAAAAAAUAUCCGUGUAUUUAAUCACCUUAUUGAUAACCGUUUACGCGUAGCUCUUGCAGGUGUUGAUGUCAUGUCGCUUGCAGGUACUGAAGUGGUAAUGAAAACCCUCAACAUACAGGUCUUCUGGUAAUGAAUGAUUUCCUUUCUUGCCUGACACUGUAGCGCUUAUUUUUGCAUGUGAAAUGGCAAAUACACUCACGUUCUUGUGCAGUUUA